Molecule: messenger RNA, 438 nt
Organism: Coprinopsis cinerea okayama7#130
Lineage: Eukaryota; Fungi; Basidiomycota; Agaricomycetes; Agaricales; Psathyrellaceae
Exons: 4
Coding region: 1-438 (145 amino acids)
Biological process (GO): lipid homeostasis; nuclear envelope organization
Cellular component (GO): nuclear envelope; nuclear membrane
Source: RefSeq, a predicted model, not a curated record
AUGGACGAGGUCACACUUCGCAAGCUCACGACCACAUUCCACGUCCUCAUUAUCAUAUCGACGGCAUACACAGCAGUCCAAACAGCUCUAAUCCUCGCCCAAGACAUUCGCCACCUUUUCGAACAGCGACGCCGCGAACAAGCUUUCGAAAUUGCUGCGUGCCGAUCGAAAUACGACGCCAAUCAUUGUGGAACGUUUCCCGCCCCGCUGUUAGAAGAGCAAUGCGCAGAACUGAGCUUAUGCAUGAUUCGGGAUCCAGCAGUCAUUCAUCGAUUUUCUUUGGUGGGUGAAUACCUUGGGAAAACUGUGAAUGGCUUCCUUGGCAGUAUCUCAUGGGGAUCAGCGGCUUUCAUUGGAAUCACGUUUACGACCUGGUUUCCUGUAUGCUACCGCUGGGUCAGGUCUGCACUAUCGUACUUUUUGGGCCCCGAAUUGUAA